AUUUUGGAGGUGUUACCGAGAGGAUCAGAGCGAGCUCUUUACACACCAUGGAUUUCAACGCGGCCUGCGAAAAAGCCAAAGCCUUCAGCAAGCGCCCUACCGAUGAGGAAUUCUUGGAAUUUUACGGCCUCUUCAAACAAUCUACAAUUGGUGAUGUUAAUGUAGAAAGGCCCGGCGCUUUGGAUCUGAAAGGCAAAGCCAAGUGGGACGCAUGGAACAAACACAAGGGUCUGUCCAAGGAUGAGGCACAAAAGGCUUAUAUUGCUACCUACGAGAAAUAUGCACCCAAAUAUGCCUAAAUCGAACAAUA
Molecule: messenger RNA, 310 nt
Organism: Rhagoletis zephyria (snowberry fruit fly)
Lineage: Eukaryota; Metazoa; Arthropoda; Insecta; Diptera; Tephritidae
Product: acyl-CoA-binding protein homolog
Biological process (GO): fatty acid metabolic process
Molecular function (GO): fatty-acyl-CoA binding
Source: RefSeq, a predicted model, not a curated record